AUGGCCACCAUUCGCCUGGAAUUCUUUCCCACGGCAGUCACUGAAGAGAAGCUUCAGGAAGCCCGGGAGAAAUCUCUGCGUCGCAUUUUCGGGACCACCCAGACCUUACGAUGUAUAAAGAGUCCCCGCAAAUGGGGGACCUUACAAAACAUUCUGCAGGAGCGGGUGGCAGAGCACUGUCAAGAAGGCCACAAGUUUUUCUCCCAGGGAGAGUGGGAAAAAGCAAUCACCUGCUAUACCAAAGCCUGGAACUUGGAUCCUAAGAAGGUGGAGCUGUAUGAGCAGAAGGCGGAAGCUUUUCUUCAGCUCUGUGACUUCCAGUCUGCCUCCCUGCACCUCAGGAAGGCCUAUUGCAUGACGCCAGCGAAGGACGAAUGCCUGGCCCGCCUCGCCUUCAUUCUAUAUCUGCAGGGUCAGAGUCUGUACGAGCAGCAAGUCUACUUGGACGCUUUGGAGUCCUUCACUCACGCCUCCGAACUGCAGCCACAGAAGACCCUUUAUCGCAGGAGGAGCAUUGCCUGUCUCGCCGCCUUGAAAAGAUACAACGAGUGUCUCCAGAUGGUCAACGAAGAGGUGGUUCGGGAUCAGACGAACGCGGAUCUUUUUGUCCUCAGGGCUCGGCUCUAUGAAUACUUUGGGAAGCCUACCCCCUGUUUUUAUAAUGUCCAAGAGGCUCUUGCAAUAGAUCCUGGGCACACCGAAGCUCAGCUUUUGCUGGAGAAGUUGAGGAAGAAAGCCCAGAAAAACAAGGCCCAGGCCGUAAGCAAGGCGUUGAAGGGAAACCUGCAGGGGGCGCUGUUGAAAAUCAACCGUGCCAUCGAGAACAUCCCCCUGGACGCGGACUACUUCCUCUUCAGGGGGAGCAUUCUGCGGCGCCUGAAAGACUUCAGCGCAGCCAUCGAUGAUUACCUCAAAGCGGUGGAGAUCGGCAAAGCAGAGGAAGGCAGCCAGGCCAGCGCGGAAGCCUGGGCACAGGUGCUGUUGACGUACAACGACUUCGCAGUCCACUGCUACACCAAGGGCUUCUACGAAGAGGCGGUCUUGCUCCUCAACAAGGCCAUCAAGGGGGAGAAGAAGGCGAAGGGGCUAUACAUCAACAGAGGAGAUUGCUUCCUGAAACUGGGCGAGCUGAACUUCGCCAUAGCAGAUUACCAGCAAGCCCUGGAGGUGGGUCCCAUCGACGCUGGCCUGCAGAAGCGCAUCUCUUGGCUGUACAACGAGAUGGGACUCCAGGAGUUCAGGAAGAGACGAUACCCGGAGGCAGAGGCGUAUUUCUCCCGCGCGAUCGAGCACAACCCUCUCGAGCUCCAGCAUUACCUGCAUCGGUGCAAGACCCGGAUGUUUCUGCAGGAGGCGAUGGGCGCCAAGGAAGACAUCGCCACGGCCCUGCUCCUGAACCCCACGAGCGAGGAGGUAUCUCUGUCCCUACGGGCAUUUCUCUCCACCCUCCCCGACACUGGGGUGAGCCACACUCUGGCAAACAGCCUUUUUGUAGGGGAGGACAUUCAGACGAUCAUCCAGAGUAAAGUUGCAGAUCUCGCUAAAGCUCUUUUGGAGCAAAGGCUGGAAGCCCGUCCCAAGUACGAAGCCCCGCCUGCUCCCGAAAGUUGCCUUAGAUUCCGACUAGCGGCCGAUCAGCCGAAAGAGGAGUCCUCCCGGAAGGAAGAAGGGCUGCUGGAGAACCCGGCAGGGGACAGGCAUCACUUGGAAGCAAAGAGACUGUAUCAGAGGCAACUGGCCUGCUGGAAGAAAGCAAACCGAGUAAAUGAAGAGCUGAACGACGUGCGAGAGAAGGUGUCCCUGGAGUCCCAGAGAGCCCGGCUGGACCCAAACCCAAAGCUGCCGGAAAAGGAAUGUUCUGAUGCGCCUUACCACUGGAAGAAAUUCAGCCAAGGCAUCGCUCGUUUUUAG
This is a messenger RNA of Gekko japonicus, 1911 nucleotides long. RefSeq names its product tetratricopeptide repeat domain 16 (gene TTC16). The transcript is spliced from 13 exons. Gene Ontology annotation, molecular function: protein binding. Bases 1 to 1911 code for a protein of 636 amino acids. NCBI's taxonomy places the organism in Eukaryota, Metazoa, Chordata, Lepidosauria, Squamata, Gekkonidae. The record is from RefSeq and is a predicted model, not a curated record.